UUCGAUAAAGUCUGAUCGCCGAUCAAGACCUGCGACUGAUCGACGCGGCUCCUCAAGUUUCCCCCGUAUACCGGCGUGUCCGAUAUUCGAAAUAAUCGAAUUUCGUCUGGAUUGAACGGAAAAUAGGGGGAGGAUAAUAUUUCUAAUUUAUUCGGCGACAGUGAAACGGUCCGAAAUUUCGUACCCCGCAAAAGUGCAGAGUGAAAAAAUUUUGAUUCCCAGUGAUACGGAUAAUUUGACACCAGAUUUAUAAAUAACAAAACAACCGAACGCGACGAUCCACCUCAACGUCAUAAUUAUUCUCCGUUAUUUGUUGGGUGUUGUUUUUUUUUUUGUAAUUUUUUAAUCGUUUUUCGAUCUGGAAGAGAUUCGAAAAACAUAUUUCAUACUCGGAAGAGGGGGAUUAUACGGCGUGUAAAGAUUAUAAAAAAACUUGUCAAAGUGUCACCAGACGCCUAUAAAUUGUCGAUGGUUAUAUUCCACUAAAAUAGAGGAUAUAUAAGAGAGAUAUAUAUCUCUCGGCCAAAAGUCUGGUGCACAACUUACGUCGCGGCUAUUCUUUCCUUUUUAUUUUAUAAUACAUUCAUUUAUUAUUUUUAUUUUUCGUUUUCAUAACCGACCGAAAGGUUAUCGUGUGAGACGUAUAAUAAGACAAGUGGGGAGGCAAAAUGGAUCAAAGAAACAGAAUUUCCGAAGCAACGGGAUCCGCAGAUCGUUGUUAGAUUAGUUUAUUUUAAUUUUUUAUUUUAUUUUAUUUAUUUUAUUUUUUUUCGUGCAACGCUAAGGUGGUCGAACACAUUUGUUAUCUUCGAUGGCAUUUAGGGGGACGUUGUUGACGAUAUCUCUGGUGCUGGUUAUCGAAAAUAAGUUCACAAUAACCGGCGGCGAGGAGUCUCGGGGCCUCAGAAGAUGCUGCGCAACGGGGAGCUGGCUCACGUUCGACGGAGAAUAUUAUUCCUGCGAGUCGAGAGCCCCGGAUGAUGUUCCCGAAUUUUUUCAAAGGAGCCCCGACGAAGUAUCCGGAUGGCCGGUCUCGGAUCCGGAGAUUCCCGCCUGCGACAAUAGCGGGAAUUUAACUAGCAUUCCACUAGCCGAUAUUCCGUUCGAUUUUUCAUUCCGUAAUUCGUGUAUCGAUAUUUUGAUCCCCGUCGACUACGAAAUCGAGCCCGAUGGAGCGGCUGAAAGGGCAGGGGGCGAUCAGCGGUCGCGGGAAUCAGAUUUUAAGACUGCGGAAACUUUGCAACCUACUGUACUGUACUGCGCCGGUGACAAUAACGCGGGAGAAAAUUUCAUCGACAGUUCGUUUAGCGAACCUGAGCAUCCGACGCUUUUGAAAAUUCGAAGAUGUUGUCCCGAGGGAGAAGUAUUCGAUAUCGAUCAGCGAGCUUGCCUGCCACCGGAGGACCCGGCGAGACUCCUUCCCACCGCAUCUCUGGUCCGAAAUAUUGGUAAUUCGGAUUUCGUUUUCGCGAUAAGGGGAGCACCGAAAUGUCAGAACGCCAUAGUCGACUACGAAGUGAAUUCCAGCGACGUUUCCAUUGUUGCUAACAGACUUCAGGUGUCUGCGUCGGAUUCGUACGACAUCGUGGAUCUCCUUGCAACGGAAGAUAGCGCCUGUCUCGACGCCGGCGGUUCGCCAGGUUUACUCGUGGUGAGAACCUGCAGGGGUGUGGAAUAUUGCGAGGGUAAUCCGUGCCUGAGAAAAUGUUGCGCCGAAGACGAAGCCCUGUUCUCGUCGACUUGUCAAAAAUUAGAAUCUCAUCAAACGCUGGCCAAGUGGCACAGCGAGGUAUGGGAAUUGCCGAGGAUCAUGCAGAACGAAACGAAAAAAAUUCUGAACACAACCGAGUACGGACUUCUGGUGGGUAAGCCAUGUCUGUACGGCAUGUAUCCCGUCUUGCGAAACGAAGAGUGGCACAUAACACCCGAAGGAAUGGUCCACGUACCGGGUUACAAAACUUACGAACAUCAGCAACACUGCAUGGAAAUGUUCUACAACAGCAGCAUCGGUCCGGAUGACCUUUACCCAUUUAUUUGCUUCGAGGAUCCACCGCCACCGGAAGACGCCACGGCGACGAGGUUUCAAGUAAACGCCACGCUGCUCUCAAUCAGCUGUGCAUUUUUGCUGAUUACGUUACUGGUCUACAUUUGUCUACCAGCUUUACAAAAUCUUCACGGUAAAACCCUCAUGUGUCACGUGGGAAGUCUUCUCAUGGCGUACAUUUGCCUCACAAUGGUGGCGGUUGCCAGUCCGGCAGAUUCUCAAUUGGAUCCGGCAGACGAUGCCAACGACGCGGUGGAUUCGACGAGCCUCUGCAUUUUAAUUGGAUACAUGAUGCUGUUCUCUUUCUUGUCAACUUUCUUCUGGUUGAAUGUAAUAUGUUUUGACAUAUGGUGGAAAUUCGGCUCCCUGAGACACUCGGGAAGGUCGAACACGAGGAGAAGAGAGAAUUACAAACGUUUUUUAUUCUACUGUCUCUACGCCUGGGGACUGGCGUUGGUUUUCAUGUUGCUGGCCGUAGCAACCGACAUGUUCAAGCUGAUUCCGAAAUAUCUGAGACCCGGUAUCGGGAUGAACAGAUGUUGGUUCUCGACUGGCAGACAACAGUACGGAGAGGUGCUCUUUUUCACGGGUCCGGUUUCCCUGCAGUUGGUCGUCAAUCUGAUAUUCUUCAUAUUGACGGCCAGGCGAUGCAGCAUGGUCAAAGCGGAGAUUCAACGGAGGGUUAAAAAAAAUCAGUCGGACGGCUGCACCAACCGACGUUUCGAGUCUGACAAAUCGAAAUUGAUCCUGAACGUAAAGUUGUUCGUCGUGAUGGGGAUAUCGUGGGUUUUGGAGAUAGUCUCUUACCUGCUUAACCAUUACAUGAGUCAUUUGUCAUGGAAAACCGAAUUCUUUUACGUAUCGGACGUCGUCAAUUGUCUUCAGGGUUUGCUUAUAUUCAUGCUUUUCGUAUUGAAGAAAAAAGUAUUUUACGCGCUGAGGAGAAAACUUGGCUGGGGUGGCAAAAAGCGCGAGAGUACGGGGGGAAUUCACGACCCUUACAGGGUCAGAAAAAGUCCCAGUACCAGCACGAUACUUUCGACAUUCGCCGUCAGCUCCUCGCCGUGAUUCUCUUCUUCUUCUUGGUUUUUUUUUUGUUUCUAUUUCACACGCGAUUGUCCCUGUACGGCUUCGCCCAGAGAACACGAGCCAAAGAAUUACAUCUGUAUUUAUAUUUAUACAUAUUCUUUUUUUUUAAGUAUAUCAUAUCAACGUGUGUUAACGUUAUUCACUCAAAGACUUAAAGACAUGGAUAAAAAAUCCCUCAGAAUUUUAAUUUUACGUACAUGCGACAAUGUAACAAUUAAUAGCGAUGUAAUGAUGAAAGGAGACUAUUUUCUUGGACAAAAUUUAUUUUUUCUUUUUUUUCGUUUUUUGGUAGUAUUCGAACUAUAUAUCUGUCGAUUAAUUGUUAUACCUUCAAGCCAAAGCCAUAAUAUACAACGAGGAAUCUUCAUCGCCUGAAUAUUAAUUAAUAAUAUUUAAUUUAACCUUCAGAGGUGUUGUCUAUGUAUAUGUAUAUAUAAUUAUUUAUACGAAUAAUCGAACGUGUAUGAUUAUUCUUCUUAUUUUAUAUAUAAUAUUAUAAUAUAUAUUGUAAAUGAACGUCAACACGCGCUUGUAUGUUGUGCUUUUAUUUUAUUACCAUGUAAU
Athalia rosae (coleseed sawfly) is the source of this 3697-nucleotide messenger RNA. RefSeq names its product G-protein coupled receptor Mth2. The record is from RefSeq and is a predicted model, not a curated record. Gene Ontology annotation, biological process: G protein-coupled receptor signaling pathway; cell surface receptor signaling pathway. Bases 812 to 3112 code for a protein of 766 amino acids. Gene Ontology annotation, cellular component: membrane. Gene Ontology annotation, molecular function: G protein-coupled receptor activity. The transcript is spliced from 8 exons. Lineage: Eukaryota; Metazoa; Arthropoda; Insecta; Hymenoptera; Athaliidae.